AUGUGGUUUUAUUUAAGCUGUGCUAUUGUAUGUAUCAUUUCAGCGAAUGGAUAUAAAUCUUCGACACCAUUUAUAAAGAAUUUAGUACGUGGCGGAGACCAUUUCGAAGGUCCACAUUGGGCUGACAAAGAAAAUGCUUUAUACUGGACAGAUAUAAGCGAGCAAAAAAUCUACAGGCUCGAUGCAGAAACCGGAAACGUGACAAUACGGGAAAUAGUAUACGGUCCCGUAUCAUUAGUAGUCACCGUUAAGGACUACCCGAAGUUGAUAUUAGUAUCAUCACGAGCUGAGCUCUAUCUACUAUCGUGGGAUUCAGAACAAGGAGACAGUGCCUUGAGGUUGUUAACAGCUGUGGAUUUGGGCAAACCUGACAACCGCAUUAAUGAUGGCAAAGUUGAUAGCAGGGGAAGACUGUGGUUUGGAACUAUGGGCAAGGAGGAUGAAAGUGGUGUAGAGAAAGAACAAGGUACACUUUAUAUGCUAACAAAGGAAAACUACAUCAACCCAGCAGAGAAAGUUAUGCCUGUAUCAAUAUCUAAUGGCAUUGCAUGGACUUCAGACGAUUUGUUCAUGUUUUACAUUGAUUCUGUAUUGAGAAACAUUCAAGUUUUCGAUUAUGACGUGGAUACUGGUUCUAUACGUAACAGAAGAACUUUAUUUGAUUUCCAAGUAAACAAUGUCACUGGAGUUCCCGAUGGUAUGACUAUUGAUACAGAUGGAAAUCUUUGGGUUGCCUGCUUUGAUGGCGGAAAGGUUAUUAAAAUAGAUUCAAGAGCUGGAAAGCUUUUGGAGCAGCACAAAAUGCCUGCUAGCAAAGUGACGUCAGUAGUAUGGGGCGGACAUAACUUUGCGACAUUAUUUGUUACUACAAGUAAACGGAGCCUCAACUCUAUGCAACUAGCUCAAGAGCCUGAAGCAGGAUCACUCUUUUCAAUUGAAAACACUGGAUCUAGAGGAUAUCCAAGCAAUCAGUUCAUUUUUUCAAAUGCUGAUUUAUAUUGA
Messenger RNA from Pieris macdunnoughi, 1002 nucleotides. Lineage: Eukaryota; Metazoa; Arthropoda; Insecta; Lepidoptera; Pieridae. The record is from the annotation of a GenBank genome assembly.